AUUCAGACACACACAAACUUCCUUUUUCUUGGUUUUGUUAAUAGAAUUAUAUUGUAAUUUUAAGAUGUAUAUUUAGGUUUACAUUUUUAUGAUUAUAACUGAAUUAUAGAGUGACAUAUGAUCACAUUUCUUACAACAAAAUUUUUUUCUUCUCUGGAAUAAGUAAUUGUUUUCUUGUUAGCUUAGUUUUUCUGUCUUACCUUUCUCUAGAGUACAAAUUACAUUUCAAAACCAAGUUUUUCCUUUUCCCUUUGAGUCUUUCCUUUAAGUAUCCUCCAUCCCCUUGAUCCAGCCUAGACUCAGGAUACUGUAGGACCGUUCACAGUUGUCAAUCUUCACCAUUAUUCAAGGAAUUCCCUCUUCCUUCACAGCCUGCACCCUCUCAUGCAUUGUAUCACUAUGUUUUAGCUCAUAUGUUGGGGCCCAUAUUUCUCUAUUUUUGGUUCAUUUCUUCAUCUUGGUGUGCUUAGCUUCCAGUAGCUAACUGUGAAUAGGUUAAUGGGAGGUAAAUCUUUUGAGGUCUUAAAUAAUCUUUUCUAUUUUUAUAAAUUUUUUAUUUAUUUUGGGGUAAAAUUCUGGAUUGGAGUAAUUUGACAGGAAGUCUCCCUAAACAAAUCCCAGGCCUAUACAUAGGACCUUUAAUCACUUUUUGAAGCCUCAUUCUUAAACCAAAAUGAAUUUUGUGAUCUGGGUACAGUGUUAUAUAAGCUAUCACUAACAGACAUAAUAAACAGAAGUUCACUGGAGUUUCAUUGUGUUUAGUAUGUAGCCUUUCAUUUUAUCUCCCACUUUCUGCACAGUCCCCACGCCAGCUAUGCCUAGAUCCAAAGGUUUAACUCCAACAGAAUAUUACUCCAGUAUUCUGCUGGGUAAGGGAAGUGAAUGGACAGAUUGGGAAAAAGGUUCAGGAAUCUAAUCAUUCUUUAUACAGAUUUUCAAUCAAUAAUUCUUAAAAAAACUCCUAUCUUACUUAGAAAAGUAGCAAAUACCUUUAAUUCUUGAGACUAUCUGGGUUCUGCAGUGAAAAUUAUCUGAUUCUUGUUUUCACUUUGAAGCUAUUUUAUUCCAUCUGCUUAGUCAAUAGGCGUCCAUCAGCUUUCAAAAUAUUACCACUUCUCUGCUAUUAUCUUCUUCUGCUUUUUGUAUUUAUGAUGUUUUUUUAUUAUUUUACUGACAUUUUAGCAAGGUAUUUAGAGGACACUGCAGUAAAUUAAAAAGCAUUUAAUUUGAUGUGUCUAAUCCAAAAACUCAGGGAAAACAUUUAUAUAUAAUCCGUAUUUCUCUUUGUCUCUAUUAGGUGAGGUUACAUUCUACACGAGCCUGCCUCAGGGAGGAUGGCUAGCUUCAACCACACCAGUGUUAACCAUAUAGUCUUCUAUCUGCUGGGCAUUCCAGGCCUAGAAGACCUACACAUGUGGAUUUCCAUCCCUUUCCUCAUCUCCUACGUCUUUGCCCUCCUUGGAAAUGGCCUGCUCAUCUUCAUCAUCCUCAUCAAGGGCAGCCUCCAUGAGCCUAUGUAUCUUUUCCUCUGUAUGCUGGCUGGAGUGGACAUUGUCUUCGCCACCACUACAGAACCCAAGGCACUGGCCAUUUUCUGGUGCAACAGUAGGGAAAUCUCUCUUAAUAGCUGCAUUGCCCAGCUCUACUUCCAGCAUUCCUCCUUCAUCUCUGAGUCAGGCAUCUUGCUGACGAUGGCAUUUGACCGGUACAUUGCCAUAUGUUACCCCCUGAGGUACACCAUGAUACUCACCCACUCUCUGAUAGGGAAAAUUGGUGUGGCUGUUUUCUUGAGAGCACAUUGUACAAUUUUCCCCAUGAUAUUUCUUCUGAAGAGAUUGACUUUUUGUAGAAAUAAUAUCCUACCACACACAUUCUGUGAACACAUUGGCUUGGCCAAGUAUGCCUGUGAUGACAUCCAUGUAAACAUCUGGUAUGGAUUUUUUGUCUUAAUGUCAACAGUGAUUCUAGAUAUUGUCCUAAUUUUUGUUUCGUAUGUGCUGAUUCUCCAGGCUGUCUUCCAUAUCCCUUCCCAGGAUGCCCGCCACAAAGCCCUCAACACAUGUGGCUCCCAUGUCUGUGUCAUCCUCCUCUUUUAUGGGCCUGGGGUCUUCUCAGUCCUCACUCAGCGCUUUGGACGCCACAUCCCACUACAUGUCCACAUCCUUUUGGCCAAUGUCAGCAUGCUUGCUCCACCUAUGCUGAACCCCAUCAUUUAUGGGGUGAAGACAAAACAGAUACGAGACCAAGUGGUUUACGUGUUGUUUCCAAAGCAGAAAUGACUUUGGGGAUGGCAGAGACUGGUUUCUCAGAAGUUUUGGUCCUCCAUGAGAUAUGUUUUGGCAAUAGUAAACAAGAAAACUAGAAAUGAGUUAUUAGAAAUGAAUCAUUGAGUGUAUGGGCUCUGUAGCAACUUAUCUGAGACUGUGAAAGUUACCUCUGAGCAACAUAAAAGCAGAGCCUAUGGGUUGACUGAGAU
Molecule: messenger RNA, 2476 nt
Organism: Manis pentadactyla (Chinese pangolin)
Lineage: Eukaryota; Metazoa; Chordata; Mammalia; Pholidota; Manidae
Product: olfactory receptor 52B4-like
Exons: 1
Coding region: 1335-2279 (314 amino acids)
Biological process (GO): G protein-coupled receptor signaling pathway
Cellular component (GO): membrane
Molecular function (GO): olfactory receptor activity; G protein-coupled receptor activity
Source: RefSeq, a predicted model, not a curated record